AUGAAAUAUUUUGACAAAUCUGUGAAACAAAAACUUAGCUGUCUCGCCAACAACAUGGAAAAAUACAUAUCAUUCUCUGUCGGUAAUUUACGAUUCAUAGACUCCCUUCAGUUUUUGAAUGCAUCACUUGAGACAUUAGUUACCAACUUGAAAGCAGAGGGUAGUGUUAAAUUCACUCAACUCAAAAAAGAAUUUUCGGAUGAGCAGCAAAUCAACUUACUUCUAAGAAAAGGGGUAUAUCCUUAUGACUUUAUGGAUGAUGAGUCUAAGUUUAACAUGACCAAUCUCCCCUCUCAAACUGAAUUUUAUAACAUUCUCACUGACAGUGAUAUCUCGGAUGAUGAUUAUGAGCAUGCUCAUCAGGUGUGGACAAUGUUUGAUUUGAAAACCAUGGGAGAGUACCAUGAUCUGUACAUGAAAACAGACGUUCUCCUCUUGGCAGAUGUAUUUGAACAUUUUAGGAAUAUGUGUUUGGAUUAUUAUCAUCUGGAUAGUGCUCACUAUUACACUUUACCUGGUGUAGGCUGGGACGCCAUGCUCAAGAUGGGGGGUGUGGAACUUGAGCUUCUUACAGAUGUGGACAUGCAUCUCAUGAUAGAACAUGGUCUAAGAGGGGGGAUUUCAAUGAUAUCAAAACAGUUUUCCAAAGCUAACAACCAUUAUCUGGAAACAUUUAAUGAAAAUGAACCCUCUACCUAUCUUAUGUAUUUGGAUGCCAAUAACUUGUAUGGCCACAGCAUGUCUCAAUACCUCCCUGAGAGAGAUUUCCAGUGGGUUAAAGACUUGGACAGUCUAGACAUAAUGACUGUGACCGAGAAUUCAAACAUAGGGUAUAUUUUGGAAGUGGAUCUAGAGUACCCUACGGAGUUACAUGACUGUCAUAGUGAUUAUCCUCUAGCUCCUGAGUCCAUGCUAGUUACUGAUAACAUGCUUUCUCCUCACUCACAGCAGCUGAGAGAUAAGCUUUGUCUUACAGGUCGGCCUGUGAAAAAAUUAGUUCUAAACCUCAAUGAUAAAGAGAAAUAUGUACUGCAUUACAGAAAUUUACAAUUCUAUCUCCAACAGGGAUUAAAGUUGACAAAGAUCCAUAGAGCUAUUCAGUUUAAACAAUCUCCAUGGUUGAAAGCCUAUAUUGAUUUCAACACCGAGAAAAGAAAGCAGUCUAAAAAUGAAACUGAUAAAGCUUUCUUUAAGUUGAUGAACAACUCAUGCUUUGGUCGAAGCAUGAUGAAUGUGAGAAAACAUGUGAAUGUGGAGCUUGUCAAUUCCAAGAAACGUUUAACAAAACUCUGUGCUAAACCUACAUUUGAAGGGUUUAAAAUCUUCAACCCUGAUUUGGCUGCAGUUCAUCGUAAGAAAGCCAUUAUCUUUCUCAAUCAGCCUAUCUAUGCCGGCUUUUCGAUUCUAGACAUGUCUAAAAUCGUUAUGUAUGAUUUUUACUAUGAUUUUAUGAAAACAAUGUAUGGAAAUAAAGUCCAGCUUUUGUUCACAGAUACAGAUUCACUGUGUUAUGAGAUUGAAACAGAAGAUGUCUAUUCUGAUUUUCAGAAACAUGUUGACUUGUUUGACACAAGCAACUACAAAUCCUCUCAUCCUCUCUACUAUGUUGCUAAUGCCAAAGUUUUAGGUAAAAUGAAGGAUGAGCUUGGGAGAUCUGUCAUGGAAGAGUUUGUUGGUCUUAGACCCAAAAUGUAUUCAGUCUUCUAUGAGAGGAAAGAGAGAAAAACAGCUAAAGGUGUUACCAAAACUGUGAUAAAAAAGGUCCUGAGACAUAAUAUGUAUAAGAAAUGCCUGUUUGAACAUUCCCAAAUGAGACAUAACAUGAACACUAUCCAGAGUGUGAAUCAUCAGCUUUUUAGUGUAGUCACCAACAAGAUCAGUGUAUCUCCAUACGAUGACAAGCGCUAUGUCCUUGAAGAUGGAAUCCAUACUCUAGCCCAUGGACACUACCGUACUCAUACUAGAAUCAUUGAUUAA
Messenger RNA from Gigantopelta aegis, 1977 nucleotides. RefSeq lists its product as uncharacterized. The record is from RefSeq and is a predicted model, not a curated record. The transcript has a single exon. The coding region runs from base 1 to 1977 and encodes 658 amino acids. NCBI's taxonomy places the organism in Eukaryota, Metazoa, Mollusca, Gastropoda, Neomphalida, Peltospiridae.